AUUUCAGGGUCUACAGUUUAACAUGCAGCACUCUCUCUCUCUCUCUCUCUCUCUCUCCCUCCCUCUUCUGGGCGACCCCUUUCUCACUGAUCGAACAGCAAAAUGGGAGAGGCUAUCUUUGAACUCGAGCAAGUUCUUCGAUCCAAGCAGGAAAAAUUGACGAGUCAAGAAACAAAUGUUCUUAUGGCGUGCAAAGCUGAUGCUCUUAGGGAAUUUACAGUCGGUGGUACUGUUGCUGCUGGCGUCACUUGGCUAGCAACUCGAAGGCUACGUACUUUAUUUCGCAUCAACCUUUCAGUUGGAGCUGCUGUUAUUUCUAGCUUUUGGAGAUUUGGUAGGUCACUAGAUACUAGCGUUGAACACAUACUUUCUGCUGAUGGAAGUAGGAUGCAAAUGGAGUUAUCAAAGAUAAUAUUGAGAAAAUAUGGAGAUGACUCAAUGCCAAUGCAGCUCAUCACCAAGCAUUUCUACUCGGAGAAGGUUUUUGAUGAUUCAUCCGCGGAUCAGCCAAAGAUAAGGUGGCGGUAUCGGAAUUUCUUUAGUGAUAAUGUAGCUUUUUCCCAGGGGACACACAAUAGUGAUGCUCAUGGUUAUGGUGAAAAGACUGAUCCACAGAAGACUGAUAUGGAGAAUGCUGAUGAGCCCAACCGUGCUCUUAGGAGCCCUGUUUUGGAUGCAACCACAAACCCUUUCGAUGAUGUUUUUGGAGUCACGGGAAGCAGUGAGGAGAUUCAUCAUACUAAUACCUCCGUCUUAUCUCCCAAAAGGCAUGGCCGUAGCCACAAGAGAUCUCACCGUAGGCAUCGAAUGCGACACCAUGAAGCUUCUUCCAAAUUUCAACAUUCUUGACCUUCUGCAUUGGGUGAUGCAGUCUUCUCGUGAGUUUGUCGUUGUAACCUUGGGAGUAAUAGUAUUAUUCUGGGGAUGCAGGAGAUGCACCAUUCCACGUAUUUAAUUAUGCUUGGCUCUUACAAAUUGUUGCUCGUCCUAUUGAAGGAAAAAUGUGCUAUCGCUUCCAAGGUGAACUUAAAAUAUAAUCAAGCUAAUAGUCAAUCACUAAAAUAAUUGUGCAA
Rhododendron vialii is the source of this 1073-nucleotide messenger RNA. RefSeq lists its product as uncharacterized. The coding region runs from base 103 to 849 and encodes 248 amino acids. The transcript is spliced from 6 exons. The record is from RefSeq and is a predicted model, not a curated record. NCBI's taxonomy places the organism in Eukaryota, Viridiplantae, Streptophyta, Magnoliopsida, Ericales, Ericaceae.